ACCCUCACGCUCUGCCGCUGGGUACAUACACUUGAAGAUUUAUAUCUGACAGAGCCACAGUUAUCAGUCUGCCCGCCAAUUUUCGGCUCCUUGCGCUUCGGACCGUAGCAAUGAUGAAUCUGUAACACAAUAAGGUAGCACGAUUGUAGGUAGAUAAUAGGUACAAUGGCGUACGCACGCACGCGCGACAACUCGCGCAAGCCGACCAUAAGCGUGCGCACGCUCGAGCCCGACUAUAUGGUCUUCGAGCUUAAGAACACGGACCCUAGCUCAGCAAAUGCGCUCCGAAGAGCCAUGGUUGCGGAGGUGCCUACAAUCGCUAUCGAUCUUGUGGAAAUGGAGAACAACACCACCGUCCUAAACGACGAGUUCCUUGCCCAUCGCCUUGGGUUGAUUCCCCUGGUGUCUAGGAACGCGGUGUACUGGAAGCGGCCGUUCGAGUGGAGCGGCGACAACGACAUCAUUGAGACAGCGUUCUCGCUGGACGUGAUGUGCGAGCAGGAGGGCGUCAUGGACGUGACCAGCAAUGACCUGGUGCCGUUAGAGCCGGACGCAGGCGUGGUGCCGGUCAAUUACCACAGCGCGACUGAGAAGCCAAUUGUCAUCUGCAAAUUGCGGCGAGGGCAGCACCUAAAGCUGGUCGCGCGUGCGCGCAAAGGCAUCGGGAAGGACCAUGCAAAGUUCAUUCCCGUCGCCACGGCGGUUUUCCAGUACAAGGCGCAAAUCACGCUCAGCGCGUCGGCAAUGGCGGAUAUGACGGACGACGAGAAGCAGGCUUUUGUGCACAGUGACCCGUCCAAAACCUUCAAGUUCAACCCCAUCACGCGCAUGAUUGAGGUGGAGAACGAGGAGUCGUACAUGUACGAUGAGGAGUGCGUUGUCAAGGCGCGCGAGCUGGGGCGGCCGGACCUGGUCACCAUCCGGCAGGUGCAGGACCACUUCAUCUUCCGCGUGGAGGGCACGGGCGUGCUGGAGGUCAAGAGCAUUGUGCGCCAGGGCAUUGAGAUCCUGCACAAAAAGUGUGUGGACCUGGAGACCCUGGCGCGAGAGGCAGUGGCCAUCGCCAAGGGACAGCCGCUUCCGGAGCGGGCGCCCGCGGCCGGGUCGGACAUGGGCCCGGGCGGCGGCCACAUGGACCAGAUGGGCGGCGGCCAGGACAUGGGGCCGGGCGGCCACAUGGGCAUGGGCGGCGGGGACAUGGGGCCAGGCGGGCACAUGGGCGGGAUGUACGGCGGGCCACCUGGGCCGUACGGCGGCGGGCCAGGCAUGGGCAUGUACCGAUAACAUGGUGCUGGGCUGGCCAAGGCCAGCCAUCGGACGCAAUAAGACUUUUGACACGAGUGCGGCGCGAGUUUUGAGUAGAGUGGGACUGGUUCGUGACUGCGCCACCUUUGGGAACUUCGGUAAAGUGGAGGUGCGGGUCCUUGAAUGAGAGCUGCGGUGUCGCCCUGUGUGCGAAUAUGCCUCCGGUGGCGUUCAGAAGGCGUGUGAACGCAUGGUAGCUUGAGAUUAUCAGCAGGCACUUACCAGUUCUGAGGAGGCUGGAACGAGACGGAUGUCGUGCUGCAAGGUUGCUGCGUAGAUUGCAUUGGUUUCACGAGAGACCUGCUGCAUGGUUAUGAAUGCAGAGCUAGGCAUGUUGCCAUGGAGGGUACAGGCGCGGUGACGGUGAUUGCACCCAAGGAAACCCCAGGGGCCAGGGAGAGCUGUCGGAGGGAGCAUGUGGUGUCUGGUUUACCGCGAGCGAGCGAUGUGAUGGUGCGUGUGCUGCUCCUGACGUUCCAGGAGCACUGGUGGAAUGCCACCGCGUGUAUUUAGCGCUUGGCAACUGUCACGGACUAUAAGCACUAAGCAGUA
Molecule: messenger RNA, 1857 nt
Organism: Chlamydomonas reinhardtii
Lineage: Eukaryota; Viridiplantae; Chlorophyta; Chlorophyceae; Chlamydomonadales; Chlamydomonadaceae
Exons: 4
Coding region: 166-1284 (372 amino acids)
Biological process (GO): DNA-templated transcription
Cellular component (GO): RNA polymerase II, core complex
Molecular function (GO): protein dimerization activity; DNA-directed RNA polymerase activity; DNA binding
Source: RefSeq, a predicted model, not a curated record